AUGUCUGUCUCACCGAUACUUGUUGUGUUCCUUGCAGUUAUAAUGUUCAAUCUUGCGGGACUGACUCGGCCUCAAUUACAAGAGCCAGCGCCUCCUGGUGAACUCACUAACGAGCCACCCAUUGAACCACAAGAGCCACCGCCACCCGGUGGACCCAAUUACGAUCCACCGAGCCAAACAGAGACGCCAGUGUCACCACCACCGAAGACUCUUACAAGACGGAACCCACCCCCCAUUGGCGUCCCUGAAAAACCCGAAGAACGUUCUGUGCGAAAGCCCAUUCGGCCACCACCUUUGCAUUCAUAG
Gastrolobium bilobum is the source of this 306-nucleotide messenger RNA. RefSeq lists its product as uncharacterized. The record is from RefSeq and is a predicted model, not a curated record. Lineage: Eukaryota; Viridiplantae; Streptophyta; Magnoliopsida; Fabales; Fabaceae. The coding region runs from base 1 to 306 and encodes 101 amino acids. The transcript has a single exon.